Molecule: messenger RNA, 3888 nt
Organism: Etheostoma spectabile (orangethroat darter)
Lineage: Eukaryota; Metazoa; Chordata; Actinopteri; Perciformes; Percidae
Product: actin filament-associated protein 1
Exons: 11
Coding region: 1-1437 (478 amino acids)
Cellular component (GO): cytosol
Molecular function (GO): SH3 domain binding
Source: RefSeq, a predicted model, not a curated record
AUGACAUGUACUCCCCCCACAGGCAAGGCAGGCCGCACCCCCAUGGUCACCUCACCAUGCACCAAAUCCGAGAAGAGCGUCAACCUAUGCUGUGGGGCAGAAAAAACCGUCAAACCCAUACCCCGGACAGCAAUACUGGAACCAGUCGCUGUCUCAGAGGAGAAAGAUAGCACAGAGUCCACAAUAAACGAGUCAAGAAUCUCCGUCCCCGACACAGACAAUGAAGGUUUUGUAUGUUCCCACACCGCCGCAAGGACACGACUCCGCUCCUCACGCAAAGACGCAGCAGCCGCAGACGACUUUGUUGGCGAAUACACAGGCUUAAGCUUUUUCCUCAAUACUGGGCACUCACUUUCCAGUGACCCUUCCCCAUACAAUAGUUACAGACACGAUGUGGGUCCAGCUUCCCCUGGAACCCCUGUCUACCUCAGCCCGCUCAAUCCCUUCCGACUGCCUGACAGAUUCGGCCUCCCGAAGAUGAACAUCUUGACUGAAGUUUGUGUCCAUGUUGUGUCUCUUCAGUCCAGUACAGUCCAGACUGACUCUGAGGAAGAGAAACCUUCAGCUGGCUGCAGCCUCAACAAAGACAAAGGUUUCCUGAGCGUGCUGAUGAACUGUCAGUGGCAGAGUUUACUGUGUCAGGUGGAGGCAGGUCUACUCAACAUGUUUGGAGAGGAGGAAAAGGAGGAGGAGGUUAAGAGGUCGCCUCAGUACACCGUCCAGCUCAGAGGGUGUGAGGUCAGAGGCGGGCCUGACACCGACCACUCCUACAGGAUCACACUGAGCAUGCUUGGUGACCAGGUGGCUGUGCUGGAGGUGAAUAGUUCAAGUGAAAAGGAGCGAUGGUUAAAGCUGCUGCAGGACGGAGCUGCCAAUCACAGUCACCAUGACAGGAACACACAGAUCAACACAGGUGGAGCUCUCAGUGGGCUGCAGACUCAAAGGUUUCCCACCUCCAAUACCUACAUGGACGACCCCUUCCACCUUAGUGGAGCAGGCCAAGACCAACCCAUCUACUCCAACACCUCCAUACUGGAGCUUAUGCUCCACAGCUCUCAGGAUUCAGUUCAAUGCAGCUCGGUGUCAUCUAGAGACUCAGUGACCUACAGCAACACCGCCUUCACCGGCCACAACAGGAAGUCGAUGGAAGUGGAACGAGGCAUUCAGAAGCUUGAGUUAACGGGGAAGAGGACGGUGCAGCGGAGGGCAGGGUCAGAGAUAAACCUGGCCUCUGUCGGAAAGCAAAACAAACGCACCUCUUUUAGACAGUCGCUGGCCAUCUGCAGUGAGCGUGCUCAGGCGAGUUUCCUGAACCCUCUGCUGCGACGGACGGCCUCAGCUAAAAACUCCCUCAGACGAGCUCCUUCAGCGCUGUUCAUUGAACAUGGGAAGGUAUUCCAGAGGAGGAAGGAAUGGGAAACCAAAGCUGCUGCUUGAUACUAACCAUAUGUCGUCAUCAUCAUCAUCAUCAUCAUCAUCAUCAUUAUCAUCAUCAUCUACAAACAGUCCUCUCAAUUGAAGAACUUUCUAAAAUGCUUUACAAUGAGUGAAGUUACUCAGUAUGGUCAGAGGUGGAGAAAGUAUAUUUUACUUCCAUAAAAGUAGUAAUACCACAUUAUAGAAAUACUAUGUUACAAAUUAAAGCCCUAAUCUUAAAUAAAAUCACAAAAAGUAUUAGCAUCAAAAUAUACUUGAAGUACCAAAGGUACUCAUUAUGUAGAAUAAUAAAUAUGAUUGGAUUACAACUAAUGAUGCAUUAAUGUGUUUAUCACUUUAAUGUUGCAGAUGGUAGUUGAUACAUCCUCAUUCAUUAGUUGAUAAUAUUUUGUUUUGACUGAUUCUGUAAAGUAAUUAAAGUUAUUAGAUAUGUGUAGAUAUAUCUCAGUCUGAGAUGUAGUGGCUAAAAGUAUAAAGUAGCAGAAAAUUGACACUAAGUAAAGUACAAGUAUCUCAAAAUUUUACUCACACCACUGAUUAAAGUCUACAUCAAAUGGAUUGGUAUUAUGUUGGAUUAAUGCUGAGCAAUUAGCUGAUUUCACAAAACAAGUCACCAAAAUCAAGAGAACCUUGUGUGACUUUAAGAUGACACAAAGUUUGUCAUCUAAAACAUCUGCAAGCAGCCCAAAAAUUAUGACUGUUCAGACUGCAGCAACUGUCAAUGUCAACCAUGCCAAUCAUGUCUGUAUGUGCAACACCCGAUUCAGUCUAAACAGAACAAAGUGCACGGCUGGUUUUAGACCUUUACAAUGUGAUGUUGGUAGUUUUCAUUUAUUUUAUUGGUCAUGUUUUCAGGCCAGUGCACAAUUGAAGGUAACUGCACCGGAGAUAGCUAGCAGCUAAUUUACCCGUUGCCCGUGGGCAGCUGCACAAACAAUAACCACAGAAUAGCAAACAUUAAACAGCACAAUACAUAAAAGUCAAUCAAUGCGAGAUAAUGCUUUAAAUCAGUAUGAUAAAUACUGGGUUUGGGGCUGGUUUUAAACACUGCAAAGCAUCCUGAGUCUGUCUGUGAGUAUGGAAUUUCAUACUCAAUUUCACUUCCCCACUACUUUAACUGAAAAAGCAGAUUGACCAAAGGCUACCCUUUUGAACUACAGUACCCAGUCACCUUGGGUAGAGUCUCUAGUCUUACUGGCACUGCUGCUGCCGGGAUAGGCAAGGCAUCCUGUAACAGAAGGGUGUGAAAGAUUAUGAAUAACUUUAUACAUCAGGAAUGCAUCAGAGUAAAAUAAGAAGUCAAAAUUGGGGACCCCUUUUUUUCAGGAUAUUAUAUUAAUGAUGAUCCUUUGGCUUUUAGAAUUUGUUGAGCGAGUGUGUAAACAGGCUUGAGUCUCACACCUGCCUUUGUUUCAUAAGUACACACAUGAAAGCCCUCACACUGCACAUUCUUUAUUAACAUCUUAUUUUAACACUAAUCUGGGUUUAUUUUAGUCCAAUUAGAGACUUUGAUUUUGAUUUUGAUAUCUACAGUAUAUAUACUGUUUAUAUAAUCAAUAAACAUUUUUUUUAGCAAUAAUAUAGGUGCUUAUGAAUCCAGUGUACUUCCUGUUGUUCUUGGAGCUCUGAAUCAGCUGUAGCAAAUGAACUGCAGGCACUUCUUUCUUAAGCCACUCUACAGUGUGAAAACAGACAUGUUGUGGACUUUCCGGUGUGUUUGUGGUGAAGUCUGUAAAUUGUAAUAGAAAUCCUCUUCUUUGUGCUCAGUUUGAUGACUUAUUGUUGUGAAUUUCAGGUCACAUUUGUUUAAGUUAGUUCUAUUUAGUUUAAUACCACAUGUUCUCUUUUAUGUAAUUGGGUUUUAACUGAAAACGUUUUAUAUCUCUUCUUAUUUGAUCUGCACAAUGUUAUUAUACACAUGUUGAUUUAUCUUAUGUUUAUUUCCAUGACUUAUAUUUACUGGAUUUAAUGAUAAUCUCAGGAGAACGUUUCUUUAUUGAUGUUGUACUAAACUCUGAUCUGUAAAAUGAUGCUGUAAUGGAAAAAUUGAAUUUUACAUAGUAUUUUGUAAAGUUUUUAAAUUACAGCAGGGAUACAAAAAGUGUAUCCCUGUGGUGAAAGAAGUACUCAGAUGUUUUUCUUCAGUAAAGGUAGUAAUACCACAGUGUAGAAAUACUCUGUUAGUAGUAAGAGACCUGUAUUCAUUAUUUUACUUAAGUAAAAGUAGAAAAGUACAAGCAUCAAAACAUAUUUAAAGUACAAAAAGUAAAAGUACUCAUUAUGCAGAAUGACCUAUUUCAGAAUCAUAUUCAAUGAAAAAUGACUGAUGCAUUAAUGUGUUCAUCACUUUAAUGUGGCCGCUGAUAAAGGUGGAGCUUGUUUUAAUUACAUAUGCUGCUGGGUAUUCUAAAUUUCCCCCGUGGAUAAAUAAAGAUUCAUAUUAACCUAAAA